ACCAUAACCAUUCAUUUCCAUCUUUCUCCCUCUUUUACAACUAUACCACUCCACUCCCAAUGAACAAACCAGAUUCCUCCCAAGAACUCCCACAUUCAAACUCAAAAGUUACUAGUGAUCCAAUGGAUAUAUGGAGUUCAAUCUUGAACCAAAAGAACAAAGAUGAAGCUUCACAACUCAAAACUCCUCCUUAUAUUCACCCACUCGUCAAAAAAUCAAAAAGUUAUUUAAAUGAAAAGAGUCUUGAAAUGUGCACAGAGAGUCUUGGAUCAGAAACUGGUUCAGAUUGGUUCUCUUCUUCUUACACAUCAUCGUCAUCUGAAGAUACUAAUUCUGAGGAUGAUGGGAAAAUGAAAACAUGUUACAGUGAUGAUAAUCCAAAACUCAUCAUCAAUCAUUCUUUGAAGAAUAAGAAAAAACCUAGUUGUUUACCUCCUCCACUCCCUUCACUGACUAGUCAAAGUCAACAACUUCAAAUGAAGUCCCACCGUCACAAUGGAAGAUUGUUUUUGUUCCUACAAGCUGUCGUGUCAGUUCCUUCCCACAACAACUUCAUUGCUACGCGACAAAAUGGUCGCCUUAUCCUCACCUUUGCUAAUCACGUUCAAGAAGAAUUUGCUGAAGAAGAUGAGAGUGUGAUAGAGCAACCAAAUGCUGGUAGGUUAGAGUUAGCGGUGAAUCAGAAAAUGAAGAGUCCAAAAUGGUCGGAAAAGUUCAACAUAGUGGCAAAUUUUAAGGAUGCGAAAGUUGUUCAACAUGGUCCAUUACCUUUGAUCAAUGCUUAUCAAUACUACUGGCAAACCAAGGCUAGCAGCAAGGUUGUUGUCUCUGGGAACAUGAACAUGAACAUAUAUCAAGCUUCACAUGAGUUGUUGGUUCAGAAUUUGAAGUUUUGCAAGGAUUCUAAAACUGCAACGUCUUUUCUGUUCUGGGAUCCCUGUUGCAUUGCUACCUGAAUUUUUUUUCUCUUUUAUUUUCCACUCAUUUUUCUUAUAUAUAGUUGUGAUCAAAUAAAUGAAGAUGGAAAGGGAGAGAAAAAUACCAUUUGUACGAUUA
Messenger RNA from Lathyrus oleraceus (garden pea), 1056 nucleotides. RefSeq names its product protein FAF-like, chloroplastic. Lineage: Eukaryota; Viridiplantae; Streptophyta; Magnoliopsida; Fabales; Fabaceae. Bases 60 to 956 code for a protein of 298 amino acids. The transcript has 2 exons. The record is from RefSeq and is a predicted model, not a curated record.